Messenger RNA from Mytilus californianus (California mussel), 1800 nucleotides. RefSeq names its product tyrosinase-like protein 2. The record is from RefSeq and is a predicted model, not a curated record. Gene Ontology annotation, molecular function: oxidoreductase activity. The coding region runs from base 100 to 1785 and encodes 561 amino acids. Lineage: Eukaryota; Metazoa; Mollusca; Bivalvia; Mytilida; Mytilidae. The transcript has 4 exons.
AUUAUUUAUGUCGUUGCACGUUCACAACAUGCAAAAUGAAUAAGAGGCGAUUCAUAGAUUUAAAUAAGUUCUAAAAAUCCGAGAGCUUAAGGGGCAAUAAUGAAGCAUGCACUGGUAAUAUUGGUAGUUCUACUAUGCGAUUCGGGAUUUCUAACUGUCUCUGAGGUAAUAACGUCCCAGUAUCCAGGUAUCAUAUUGGAGUGCAGAGAUCAGGAUGCCGAAAAAGAAUACAAGUGCAUACUAUCAAAAUUUGACAACCCAGGUUGGAUACCUGACAAGGAACAUGACAUACAACUGAGAGUCCGACAAGACUUCUUUUGGCACCCAACAAAACGAAUUCGACGAGAGUGUAGACAAUUGACAAGAGAAGAAUUCAAGGAAAUGGUUGAUGCUAUCAAUACUUUAAAGAAUGAUAAAUCUUUGUUUCCAAGUGUGUAUGACUUUGUAGCUGAUUACCAUACAAAUGAAGCAGUGAAGUCUGUUCAUUUUGGUUCCAAUUUUUUUGGCUGGCAUAAAAUGUAUAUUUUAAAAUUUGAAGAGCUUCUCCGAAGAGUUAACCCUAAUGUAACAUUAUGUUACUGGGAUUCAAGGUUGGACCAUCACAUGAGAGACCCUACAAAAUCCGUCAUGUUUACAUCAGAUUUCUUUGGGAACGGUAAAGGUCCAAUAAAAGUAGGACCAUUUGCAGGUUGGAAGACAAUACGAAAUAUUCCUUUGGUUCGAGAUCUUGGUAAAACUGGGAAACCUAUUUCUUAUAAAUUUAUAGAUGGUAUGUUAUCGAAAAAACACCACUUCCAAAUAACCACGCCUACAUCAGACCCUGAUACAAAUGUUGAAAAUAUGCAUAAUUUGGUGCAUGCCUUCAUUGGUGGUCAAAUGAACAAUUUCAAUACUAGUUCACAAGAUCCGUUUUUCUGGAUUCAUCAUGCUUUUAUUGAUGCAGUUUGGGAAAAAUUUUGUCAGCAGUUACGUCAUCGUAAUAUCGAUCCACAAGAUGAUUACACCAUUAUCGAUAGUCUAUUUCACAAACCUUAUAGAUUUAUGGAUCGUCUAUUUCCAAUGAGGAAUAUCGAUGGAUAUAGCGAUUAUUUUUCAAAUCAUAUCUAUAAGUACGACGAAUUUGCAAAAUGUCCUUCAUGUCUGAACUCUCCAUUCCUGAAAUGUGAUUAUUCUUCAGACAAAUGUGUAAGCAUAGAGGCGAACGAACCACGAAGACGGGUUCUCGAACCCCUAAGGCGAAUAACAACAAACCAUUUAUCUACACCGCAAAAUGGAUUGACGGUUCUCUCUGGAGAUGAAAAUGAUUGGGUCUAUGUUCCCAUUAAAAUAAUUGUUCGUAAUGCACUCCACAAAUUUAUCAGGAAAAACGUGAUAGCAGGAUGUGAGUAUUUAGGUUUCGGACAUGAUAAUCUAUGCUCAAAAUCUAUGGCUAUAGUUCAAUCGAAUGGAAUAACGUACCACGGAACUUACAGAAGCUAUAUAGUUAACGAUGUUUCUAUACCACAGUGGGUUUAUGCCUUCGUUGGAAUUAAAAAUCCAGGACCAGGGAUGAGUCAGGCAUUCAUUAGUGUAACAGACAAAUACAAUAAGCCGUGCGAGCCUUUUUGUUUGGAUAUGAAAGCAAGAAAAUAUCAUUCAUGUCCGGGUGUAAUUUCGUUAACAAGUACGGAACCGGAAAUGUUCUCCAGAACCCUCAUGGAAGCAUACGAUAGCGGAUUUUCAUAUAACCCUUUGGAAGUGGAUACCCUUAAUCCAAAUAUUAAACUAUCGUUUUUGUGUUAUUAAAGCUACUAGGGAUUA